Cydia pomonella (codling moth) is the source of this 8186-nucleotide messenger RNA. Its product is annotated as heparan-alpha-glucosaminide N-acetyltransferase-like. The transcript is spliced from 10 exons. Bases 137 to 1855 code for a protein of 572 amino acids. Lineage: Eukaryota; Metazoa; Arthropoda; Insecta; Lepidoptera; Tortricidae. The record is from RefSeq and is a predicted model, not a curated record.
UCAAUCCGUUCUUUUGUUCAAUGACAUAGUUUUGUUUGACAGCUAGUUCGUCGUAUUUGUUUCGAUACUACCCAACGAAAAGUACCUUUGUUUUGUGCAAAUACACAUUGAAUCCCAUGCAGGAUUGAAAUUAGCAAUGACGCUGGGUCAAUUUGAGAACGUAGGAGCCUUUAUACGCAGGUGCAAUGGGGCUACGUUGCGCUACGACCAAGCAUGUCUGGAAAUCAUUACAACGGAGCCAAUAAGCUUUAUGAGCCAGUAUGAAGAAUGCCAGGGCUGUGUGUUACUGCCGACUGAGCCCCUCGCAAACUCUUCGUCUUACUUGUUAAAGACCUUAAGUCCCGUGCACUACACUAUCGAGAAUGGACGUGGCCAGAUAUGCAAUGGCUCCUACCAGUUUCUCGAGUUUGGGCAGUACAGCAUCAAUCUCACCGAUGUGACCAAGCAGCAAUGCCAGCCCCGGAUGACAGCGGAGCCGGAUGCAGCCUCGCUGCCAAUCCUCACCGCUGUACUAAUCCUGCUGUCCAUGGCCACGCUGUGGUAUGUCGUCAAGGGCAUCGGCAAGAGGAUCAUCGCUGGGAGACUGUAUGCCAGAUACUUUGCUAGGGAAGACAACGAGUUGGGCUCCGAAACGCGCGUUCUGACUACAGAAGCGAGCGUGCCCCGCUCUCCUACUCGCUCGCGUUUGCGUUCGCUUGACAUCUUCCGCGGCGCUUCUAUCGCUCUGAUGAUCUUCGUGAACGCUGGCGGCGGUGGUUACGCCAUCUUCUCGCACUCGGUGUGGAAUGGUUUGACGGUGGCUGAUGUCGUGUUCCCCUGGUUCGCUUUCGCCAUGGGGCAGGCGUUGGUGCUGUCCUUGAAUGCGAGGCUGAGGACUUCUCUGCCCAGGAUCACAGCCCUGCAGCAGGUGGCCCUCCGAUCCCUUUUAAUGGGCAUGGCGGGCGUGGUGCUCGGGUCCGUGAGCACGUCGUGGGCCGGGGCGCGGCUGCCGGGCGUGCUGCAGCGCCUCGCCGCCAUGUACCUCCUCGUGGGGGCUCUGGAGUGCGCUUUCAUGAGGACCAGCCAGAAUAUUACACCUGGACGUUCUCUGUUCCGCGACAUCGCGGCCGGCUGGCAGCAGUGGCUCGCUACUCUCUUGCUAGUAGCAGUGCAGAUCUGCGUGACGCUGACGGUGGCGGCGCCGGGCUGCCCGCGCGGCUACGCCGGGCCCGGCGGCCUGCACCGCUCCGCCGAGGGCAGGGACCUCGCCAACUGCACCGGCGGCAUCGCCGGCCACAUCGACCGAAUGGUGUUCGGCGAAGCCCACCUCUACAAAUACGGUACCUUCCACGACAUAUACCGCACCACCGUGCGCCACGACCCCGAGGGGCUGCUGGGCAUCCUGUCCGGGCUGCUCGUGGUCCAAGCCGGAGCCCACGCCACCAGGAUCAUGCUGGCUUACAACCAUGCCAGGGCCCGCAUAAUGCGCUGGGUAUUCUGGUCCCUAGUCUUCGGAGUUACCGGUGGCGCCCUCUGCAUGUUCUCCAAAAACGACGGCCCGAUUCCUAUCAACAAGAACCUAUGGAGCGUCUCCUUCUGUCUGGUGACGGCUGCUAUGGGGUUCAUGGCGCAGGCCGUUCUCUAUUACGUCGUGGAUCUGAAGAUGAAGUGGGGCGGCCGUCCGUUGUAUUACGCCGGUCAAAACGCGCUGUUCCUCUACCUAGGCUCCGAGUUACUGAAGAAGCACUUCCCGCUCCACAUCCACGUGGCCGCCGCCACGCACGCCCAGCUGCUGGCCGCGCACGCCUUCGCCACGCUCGUGUGGAUCGCCGUCGCUAUAGCGCUGCACAGGAAGAGGAUCUUUAUCACGCUCUAAUAAGGUUCGGAUUGGCAAUGUUGGUUGGUUUUCAGUUUUAUUAUAGGGGAAUCAUUUGUGGCUCAUGGAAAGUUGUUUAUAUUGCGUUUACCCUUUGAACGCUACGCCUGUCGUGCGCGGCGCGUCGUUUGACGUAUUUGGCGCGCAAAGGGUUAAUAAGGUUGGAAGUUGAUAAAAAAAAAAAUACCGGCCAUGUUUACUUUUUUUUUGAUAAAUACUUUAGUUAUAAAAUGAAAUGUUUUUGUAUAAAAUUGCAAAAAGCCAAUGAAAAUAUUGAUUAUACUGAAAACUAUCUUUUUAAGUAAACAUCCCAAUAUUUGACACCCCAAUUCCAAUGACGACCAAUUUUAUACCCUGAAGGUGCCAACAACUGGGACAGUCGGUCGAACAUUGGGACAUUAUUGAGAGGUUAAAAUUACCAAGCUAAGUCAUUUUGAAUCUUAAUAGUCAUAAAACGCCUCUAGUGGAUUUUCUCACAAAAUAGACUGGGUAUAUUAGAUAUCCCUUGCACAUGAAAUUAAUCUUUAGUUAACUGUAAUAAAAUGCUUUAUUACUUGUACUGAAACUGGUAAAUACAAAGAUUUGGGUUACCGGACGGUCAAAUGUUAGUUUAAGGGCGUCCGCUAGAUGGUGCGGGUGCACAGAGCGCACGCACGCAUGCCGAUGCAAUUGUAGGUAAAAUCCAACUAGACUAUUUUUCAUUAAGACGAAAGUGCGCGAAAUAUCCUUUCCUUACAAGCAGUCCUCAUUUUGCUCUUUGGACAUAAACAUUAUUGAAAAUAUUUUGACACAAUUUUUUGUAUAUCGAUCGCAGCUGUGAUAUAUAUAUAUAUAAUUUGAAAAAAAAUCUAUCGAAGGGGGUUAGAUAUUUUUCAAAUUUUUAAUUAUUAUUAGAGUUGGAAGCAUUUAAAAAUAAAAAUUAGUAUGAAACCUGUUUUUCGUUCCUAAUUUUUACAAUAAUAAAAAGUAAAACAAGGAGCAUAGCUAUGGUUAAUAUACAUCAAAUUAUGUAAAAAUAUUUUCCAUAAUGUCAAUAUUCAAAAAGGAAAAUUGGGACUACGUUUGUAUGGAGAAACGACCGUCCCCUUUCGUCCGCUCCGUGCAACCGCGCUAACUAGCGGACGACCUUAUUUAAGGACAUGUUGCAUAUAUGGACGUUACUAUUAUGAGUAUCCAAUUAUUGACCGUUUAUACCGACAGAAACCCAGGCACAGAAACCGAGCCGGCGCCAUAUUGUAUCCGUGAGGCUUUUUGGCGGUGGGGUGUGAAUUUAUAAAUACCCAUAUGUGCAACUGGAUGUAUAACUGAAAUAUAAAAGCGUACUAACCUAUAUAACCAUAUCAAUCUAUGAAUUAUAUUGACUUAGUGUUUAUAAUUUUGAUUUGCAUCUUUUCACCAAAUAAUGUAUUUUAGAAAAUAUGAAAUUUGUGAUAUUGAUAUGUAACUCGAUUAUUAUUAAAUUUAUCAAUUAUUGUUACUGUAAAAAUGCUAAAAUGAUCUUCUAAAUCGUAUACAUAUAAACGAGCAAUUCUUGUAUAUGUUUAUAUAUUUCGGGGAUUUCGGAAACGACUUUAACGAUUUGGAUGAAAUAUGUUAUAUGGGGGGUUUCCCAGGACAAAAAAUCGAUCUAGUUAGGUCUUAUAAACUCGCAUUAUUGAGUUUUUAUAUGUCGGUCGAUAUUAUACAUAUAUUAUACAUUAAAGUGCUUAGAUAAAUAAACACAUUUUUUAAACUGCAUUUGCAUUUAAAACUUAUCCAGUGACCGAUAUUUUUUUAACUUUCAUAGAAUGCUUGCGCUUAUAAUUGAAUAAAGCAUGCAAAGCAUGUAAAUGCAUGCUGCAAGCAUGUAAAAAAUUUGAUGUUUUUUUAUAAGUACUUAUAAAUGAUUCGGCCAAGUUAUGUUCUAAUGCAUGGGAAAGACAAACAAAUUAUAUCCAGCUUGAAACGAAUGUAGUAUGAUACCUUUGGGUAUGGUGCUUUACGCACUAGCGCCCCCCCCCCCCCUACCUGACGCAACCCCCCUUUUAGCAUGAAAUAUGUCCAGGUUGACAGUAUAUUUUAAUUUUUGCGAAAAGUAUUAGUUAGGAAAAAAAGUGUCUAUUUAAGAAAUAAUCCUUAAUAAAUUCUUAACAAAUAAGGUUAUAUAAUUUUUUUGAUAUGAUGCACCAUUUUUAUGUUAUGCUGCUAGAUGAACUUCGACAAAAUUUAGCCGUUGAACAGGCUGGUUCUCCCUAUACGAUUUCUUUCAGUACUAUGUUAUAUUCUAGUUCAUCUGGCUGUAACAUGAAAAUGAUACAUGUUACAGCUAAUACAUAACAUUUCCAAAAAAACAUAAUUUGACCGAAUCAAAAGAACAUAAAGGAAUUUGGCCUCCAGUAGAAUUGAGAUUAAAAAAGCGCUAGGAAACAUUCGUUGACUUUAUUAGAUGCCUUGACUUACGAAUGCCGUUCUAAGCAAAAAAUUUGAUUUGAUAUGAAAUAUAAUUUUGAAAGCAGAUGUAUGAAAAUAUGUUUAUACUUAACAAAACAUUACUUAUUUAGUUUGAAAUAAAAGUAACACUAUAGUGAUUUGGAAAAUAAAAUUUGAACCUUUAUAUACGCGUGUGUAUUGUCAAAGAGCACUGAUUGUAAUAGAGAGGUAAAGUCUAAGAAAAAAAUGUGCUCCUUAUUUUGACACCCAAAACAGAUGGCGAUGUUUGCGGUCACUGAAUUGUCAAAUGUCAACUCUUGACAAUCAGAGUUACCCCAAAAUAUAUGGAGAAUGCAUGUCAAAUUCGAAGCACGAUAUUGUCUUAGAUUUUACGCAUCUUAAUCAAUUUAUCUUUGAUAUUGUCUAGACACUCUUAGACAUUAAUAAUUUGCUUAUUGAUCCCGAAACUACUACACGUAUCCAUGAAACGAGUAAAAAUUUUUUUUCCAUAAACACAUACUCAAAAUACGCGUACGCCCCCUCCCCUCACCCCCUUAUUCGUCAAUCGGGCAAUAAAAACCUCUCAUAGCGGUCUGUGUUACGCAGAGAUAGCAUCAAAUGUAUGAUGGCAACCAACGUGGCCAAAUAUAAUAGUGGCUAUUCGGGCAGCAGCGGAUUUUCCUGGGGUCCGGAUUAGCGAGUUUCUACUGUGUUUCGGAAAUAUCGUAGUCAAAGAAAAUUAAAAAUAGAGGUGGAUUGUCAAACAAUACUUUGUAGCCACAGUAAAUGUCUGGCAUCCUUCGACCCAUGAUUAAAACUUUUAGAACGCCAUUUGACUUUGAUCCUUAUUCUUUCACUGAUAUGUGUUACAUUUGUUAAAUAUCAAACAAGAGGGCCAUCUUACCGAGCAUCGGCUAAAGGUUGUGGCGCCAUUGCUCAAAACCGUGUCGCCAUACCUUUGGCCUUUGAUCUAUUAGAUAGCGCCACUUUUUGAUAUUUAACACACAUCAGUGAAAGUAUAAGGAUCAAAGUCAAAUGGCGUUCUAAAAGUUUUAAUCAUGUGUUGAAAGAUGGCAGUAAAUUUACUGUGGCUACAAAGUUUUCUUUGACAAUCCACCUCUAUUUCAAAUUCUCUUUGAUCGUAAUACACCUUUGAUACUAACAUAAACAUAAUUUAUUUAUAAACACAUAUUCUAUGGUUACAUUCAUAAAAAACAAAGAUUAAAAAAAUAGCGAUGGUUUACAUGUGCCUGAACUGUGAUUCCCUGUGUUUCAGGCGAGAAAUAUGGCAAACAUUGUUUAUGAAAAUUAAUUUUCAUUUAUAAAAUAUACUGUUUUGUUACAAGUGAAUUCUCAAGUAUAUCAGCAGCUUUAGAAAUAAGGAUAUAUUCUGGUAUAUUUGGCUACUUUGGCCGCCACUGUCUUUUUGAUACUUUCACAGUUGGCGAUAUAAGUUAACCAUUCGUAAGCCUUAUUACCAUGUCAUAAGGUAUACUACUGGGUAAAUAUUUCGCGGGUUCGUUUGUAUUAUUUGGGCAUUUUUCAAUCCGCUCACAUUGCUCGCAUGUGUGCGUAGCAUACGCCGCAGUGGAUUAUAAUAGAUAGAACAUCACGCAUGAUGCAAAGAAAAAUUGAAAUAGAGGUGGUUUGUAGCCACAGUAAAUUUACUGCCAUCUUUCGACACAUCAUUACAAUUUUUAGACCGCCAUUUGACUUUGAUCCUUAUUCUUACACUGAUAUGUGUUAAAUAUCAAAAAGUGGCGCCAUCUUACCGGGCAUCGGCUAAAGGUUGUGUCGGGAUAGCUCGAAACGAUGCCGCCUUACUUUUGGCCUUUGAUCUAUUAGACGGCGCCACUUUUCAGUUUCAUUUAACACAUAUCAGUGAAAGAAUAAGGAUCAAAGUCAAAUGGCGUUUUAAAAAUUGUAAUUAUGUGUCAAAAGAUGGCAGUACUGUGGUUACAAAGUUUUCUUUGACAAUCCACCCCUAUUUCAAAUUCUCUUUGAUAGUAGGUAACGUGAAAUUGGGUAACUUAGAAUACGAGAUGAUUUCGGAAAUACAACUCACAAUUUGACUUAAUCAUAAAGAAGUGGUCAUGCACGUAUAUUUCAUCAAUUAUCGCACUUUGGCAAUAGAUACCCACUUACCUUAGAACGUAUUGGUAAACGUUGCUUGUGUACAUAAGUAGUGCUUCUUAGUUGAGUAUAUAUUUUCGAAAUUAACCCAUGCACCACGUCGUCGGGGUCACAUAAGUUACAUAAAAAUUGCUCAUAUUUAGGAUAGCGGUCCCUAUCUAGUGAUAACACAAUUUAUUUCAUGUAAUAUGUAUAGAGAAAGUUAAAUGUAAUUAUAUCCUCCAAUUAAUGUGGUUAUCAGGUCUCACCGCCCAUGACCACUAUAAUUGUAAGGUACAGUCGCCAUCAGAUAUAUAAGCGGCCUAGAUGCUCACAAAUAUAUCAACACUGUUUAGAUAUUUUUAUGCGCCUCAGCCGCUCCGAUAUAUCUGAUGGCGACUGUAAGGUUAUAAGGUUUAUUUUCGUUAUUUGCUUGGCGUUUAUAAUGGAUUACUAAUUUUGCGCCAACGUAUUGGUGAAAGACAAGAUAUAUGAUCCUAUGUUUAUGUAUAGUUUUUUCAUGUUAUUUUUUAUACGUCUAAUAUAAAAAUAGGUAUGUCCGCUUAGAUAUUAACUAAAAAGCAAAUAAAACUUAUAGAUUCAGAUAUAUAAAUGUGAUAUUUGCUAAUGAUUCGGUCAAAUUAUGUUUUUAGAAAAACAGAUUAUAUCCAAAUUGAAACUAAUGCAAUAUGAUACCUUUGGGUGUAGUAAUAUAACCACACUGGCAUCCCGUCUGCUUCCCCCCUGACGCAACCCCCCUUUUAGCAUGAAAUAUAUCCCAGUUGACAGUUUUUUUUUAUUUUUUGGGUAAAGUGUACAUUUUAGGAAUAAAGUGUCAAUGAAAUAAAUAAUCCUUAUUAAAUUCUUAACGAAAAGCUAUUUUUUUAUAUGAUGCACCAUUUUCAUUUCAUACCUAGAGGCUAGAUGAAGUUCAAUAAAAUUUAGCCUUUGCACAAGCUGGUUCUCCCUAUACAAUAUCUUUCAGUACUAUUUUAUAUUGAACUUCAACAAGUUAAUACAUGAAUAUAGUGAAUCUUACCAAAAAAUGCAUAUAUUAAAUAGAAUAGAAUAGAAAAACGUUUAUUGCAAAACCAUCUGCAAACAUCACCACAUUAGAAAACAAAAAAAAGUAAGAAAGAAGAUCUAAUACACUAAACAGUUAUAACUACUUGUAACUUAUACUAACAUUUUAACAUGCCCAGGGCAAGAAGAUAGCUCAGAACAGUAAAGGCAGCGUCACACAGUGAUUUAGCAAGUAUUUUCAGGAUAUUCAGGACUAUUUAUUACUUUGACACUGUUUUCGUAACUCUAAUACUUUUUUCAAAAAUGAAUAACCGUCAACCGAAACAUAUUUCAUGCUAGAAGAGGGGUUGCGUCGGGGGGGGGGGGGGGGUAAUUACGUACGCUAGAUGUAAUUUGUUUGUCAUCCCCAUACAUUUGAACAUAACUUGACCGAAUCAUAAAUGAGGCAUUAUCUAUGAAAAGAGACCUUAUUGUCGAUGGCGCUUACGUCGCACUGCGUCGCGCAGCGUUGUAUUUGUAUCGGAGCAUCGUUUAUGACGGCGGAAGCGCCAUCGACAAUAAGGUCCCUUUUCAUAGAUAACGUCACAAAUGAAAGUCACAUGAUCUAUACAUAUAGUUGAAAAUCUAAGCGAACACACUAGUUUUGGACAAAAUAAUGUUUAUUUUCUUUUAUUUUUCAAUUAGAUAAUGUUAAAGAUUGAGUUAACAUUAAUCUUAGAACUUACACAUUGUAAUUGUAAUAAAAUGUUUAUUUUCCAUUUACUUUCAAUAAAUGAUUUAAUUUGUA